AGGUCGAAUCUCUUUGUGGGAAGUGACAGUUGCUACACCGGACAGUUGCUACGCCGGGAAGGUGCUUCCAUCUGGUUAACCUGGUGCAGCGAGGGAGACGCCUGGAGGUCUUGUUUAGAGCCGCUUCUCGUGGUGGAAAGAUGCUCUGACUGUCUCCGCUUUCAGAUUAGUUUGCUGUGAGCAUUUAGGAGAGAAGCUUUAUUUUGAAAUGUCUCAGUGGAAGAACAAUGUGCUCCUUUGGCUUAGUGUCUUCUCAUUUUGGAUUAUGUUCUUAAUUUGCAUGCCAGAGCACGUAUGUGCACAGAAUUCUUGUCCAGAGGUCACACAAUGGCUCUUGAAAGAUGGCUUUCACAGGGAUCUUGUGACUAGGGUAACACUUGGUACAGUUGAUGAAGGCAUGAGAAACUGCAUGGUGGCUGUUAAAAUUGAUCUUCCAAGAGGCUUAUAUGUGGACCCUUAUGAACUUGCAUCUUUAAAUAAACACAAUAUCACUGAGGCUUUGGUGACUGCUGAUUAUGUAGAUUUGGAACUUCCUGAGUAUUUAGCCACUGAAAUUGAUGUUCUCAUUUACAUGAAACCUGAUCCUGAAUGCUAUUCCUGUUUUAGAGCAAUAUUACCUAUUCACUGCAGGUAUCACCAGCCAGCAGAGGUUGAUGAAAAAAUCUCUGCCAUACUGAGGAGUCCAGAAAUAUUGAUCCAUUGUCAGAAAUCCUUCCUAUCAACAGAAUGUUUGAAAGAAACCAAAAUAGAAAGACCAUGUUCCCUGAAGAAUAAGCAAAACUGCCACUGGGAUAGCGUGAGGUUCCAAGCUAUAAACCAAGAACUGAAAUUGCAGAUACCAGUUGGGCUCAAACAUCAUCUUACCUUCGUAUGCACAGGGACUCUUGUUACCACUAUAUUUUGCUCUGGCCUCAUUCUAUUUGCUUUAUUCAAGCAUGGAGACUUCUUGUUUGUUCAGAGCUCAUUGUGAAAUGAAACAAGACUUUAUUAUUUUAAUCAUCAUGGAAAGACUGUCAAAUUGCCUAAACAGACUGAUCAAACAAGAUAUGGAAAAUGAAGAACAGACUUGUUAUGAUUGGCACAGCAUCAGUGUUUGGGAGCAGGCCCAAUGCCUCAUACUUGACUGUUGGUGUUACAUUUGCCUGAUUGUAUUGGUUCUCACCUGUGUUUUCUACAGUUUUCUACAAUCUUUUUGAAUAGUCUGAUUUGGUUAUCAGACAACUGUAAAACUGCUGCGUACUUCAAUUCUGUUAAAGAGAAAUCUGUCGCCUGGGUUGAACCAGUUGAUAAAGUGAGCUCUGACUCAUAAACAUUUAUGCUGGAAUAAAUUCCGUUGAUUUCCUAGGUGUCACAGGACUACUUUUAUUUUUUUGUUAUGGACUAAUAUGGCUCCUAAUCUGAAACUAAUAACCUGUGAUUCCCUGCCCCCAUUACAAGUGUUAAUUAGCAUAACAAGAAAAUGGUUUCUGUAGUUCCUGUAGAUUUUAAUUUUGUGUUAUUAAAGUUGAAUAUUCCAUUGUUAUUACAUUUUGCUCUGUACUUCCUACAUUCCUUCUUGAAUAUCUAUUUAUUUGUCUUCUUUGAACCAACUGCCUCCUACAAAAAACUGUAGGACCUGAAUAAGCAGGUCAUAGUUCAUGAAAACACUUGCUUCUUUAGCUACCUGGGGAGAUAACACAGGUUAUUCUGCUAAAAGAAUAAAAUCAUAUGCUGGGGGGAGGGGUGUAGGUCUUUAAAGUGCCACGUUUCUGUUUAAUUUUGCCUUAUAAGCAGUUCUACAUUAUGCAGGAUGGGGGAAUUUCUGUGAACAUCCGAAAAAUGAACUGAUGUUAAAUUUAUGAAUGUUAAUAAAAAUCAAUUACAUGAGCAAAACUGAAUUCUAAAUGGAAAUAACACUUCUGAAACAAAUUUCAGAUGCUCACUUGGUAAACCAUAUGUUGUAUUAAUUUGAAUCCUGGAGGAUGAUAGAGCUAAUGGAAUUAUUCCAAAUGCUGCAAGAACACUUGGAAAAUCAUUAGUUUUGAAAAUACAAGGAAAUACAGAAAGGAAAUUGCUUCGCUAAUGGGAAAACUAAGCAGUGCCAAAGAUUACAUAUUUUUCUAUGCUCAACAAGUUUCAUGAGUCAUUAGGGGACAUUAAGUGGCUGCUAGCAUGUAAAAUAAUGUUCAUAAAGAAAGAUGUGUCUAUCUCUCUUACGUAUAGGAGGGCACAAAAUAUUUAUCCAUAGAUUAAAGGUAGGCAAUACUUAAAUCUUAUUUUUGGUCUGUACUACUGAAUUCAACAAGAGAGGCUAUAUCUCAGUUGUACAAUUCUUGUCUGUUUUGGUAUUUUGUCUGUGUUUUCAUUAAAAGUUCAUUAUAAAGUA
This is a messenger RNA of Sphaerodactylus townsendi, 2365 nucleotides long. RefSeq names its product phosphatidylinositol glycan anchor biosynthesis class X (gene PIGX). NCBI's taxonomy places the organism in Eukaryota, Metazoa, Chordata, Lepidosauria, Squamata, Sphaerodactylidae. Gene Ontology annotation, biological process: GPI anchor biosynthetic process. The coding region runs from base 209 to 970 and encodes 253 amino acids. Gene Ontology annotation, cellular component: endoplasmic reticulum membrane. The record is from RefSeq and is a predicted model, not a curated record. The transcript has 7 exons.